AGAACAAAAAGGCCGCAAGAAAAGAAAUUGGAAAAAUCUACUCCGACUCCGACUGGUUUCCUUAUCAUCUUGUGGUCUUCUUUGCUUUUUUAUACUAUUCAGGAGUACGAUACCCUGAAAAUUUAUUUCUUUAAUUCUUCGACAACAAACAACGUCUUGUCACUCAUUCAAGCCUCAGAGGCCUCCACAGUCUCCGGCCUAGAGCCACCCCCAAAGCCAACGCCGCCAGUCCCUUCUCAGCCCCCCUCUUGCCACCCAUGUAACUAUUAUCCCUACCAUGGAAGAGACAAUUCUAUUAGUGCCUCAGGAUCCUUUUUAUGAUGGUAAAGUUCAAGUGCAACAAGCUCAGCUCAAGGCCUCCUUGACCUCAACAGAAGAGAUCAUCAUCGACUUUUUACCUGAAAUUCAAAUAUAAACAUCCACUCUUUACUCAUGAGUGUAUUAAACCUUAUCAUUUGAUAGUAAAAAGAAAAAAAAAAACUUGUUCCUUCUUCACUCUUUAGGGUUUUUAACUUUUCCAACUCUUUUUUGAGUUCUUGAUUCAGGGUUCAGGGGGUUUUCUCUAUAUUUGUAGCUUAUUUUCAGCUUCAAACUUUGCUGCGAGAAAAUGGAAGAAUAUAAUCAUCAUCUGGGAGAAAACACUGGUCCAAGGGGAAGUUUCUUGUAUGGAGGCCCAGUCCUAGCAGCACCAAGCUCAUCAGUGUAUGCAAGAGCCAGCAGCGGCUCUAACAAUCAGUUACCAAUCAGUAGCUUUCAUCUUCAAUCAAGUGCUGAAUGUUAUCAGCAAUCCGAAGGCCAAGACCAUCCCAUCGUAAAAACAGAAGCUGGAGCCUCUUCUCAUCACCAACACGGACAACACAAGUUUCAAUAUCCUUCCAUAAUCAGGAGCCAUCAAACUGUCCAAGAUCAUCAUCAUCAACCACACCAUCAAGAGAGCGAAAUUUCUGGUGAAGUAGAAGCUAUAAAAGCAAAGAUUAUUGCUCAUCCUCAGUAUUCUAACCUCUUGGAAGCUUACAUGGAUUGUCAAAAGGUGGGAGCUCCGCCCGAGGUGGUUGCACGGCUCACGGCAGCCAGGCAGGAGUUUGAAGCAAGGCAACGCGCUUCCUUGGUGACCGGUAGAGAUGUUAAUAAGGAUCCAGAACUAGACCAAUUCAUGGAAGCUUACUAUGACAUGUUGGUGAAGUAUCGAGAGGAGCUAACUCGACCGUUACAAGAAGCUAUGGAGUUCAUGCGAAGAGUCGAAACACAGCUAAAUAUGCUUGGAAAUGGUCCCGUCCGGAUCUUCAACUCUGAUGAGAAAUGUGAGGGUGUUGGAUCAUCUGAAGAGGACCAAGACAAUAGUGGUGGAGAAACAGAACUGCCUGAGAUUGAUCCACGUGCAGAAGACCGGGAACUAAAGAACCACUUGUUGAGGAAGUAUAGUGGCUACUUAAGCAGUCUCAAGCAAGAGCUUUCCAAGAAAAAAAAGAAAGGGAAACUUCCUAAAGAUGCUCGGCAAAAGCUUCUUAGUUGGUGGGAGUUGCACUAUAAAUGGCCAUAUCCUUCGGAGACAGAGAAGGUGGCCUUGGCUGAAUCGACUGGAUUGGACCAAAAACAGAUUAAUAACUGGUUCAUUAACCAAAGGAAAAGACAUUGGAAGCCUUCUGAAGAUAUGCAAUUUAUGGUUAUGGAUGGCCUCCAUGCACAGAAUACAGCACUCUAUAUGGAAGGCCACUACAUGGGCGAAGGCCCUUACAGAUUGGGGCCGUGAUGCAUGUGCAGAAUAUGUUUCCAAGGUUGCAGAAAUUGAGGUUGGUUAAGCUCUCAGUAUAGAAUGCAAGUUCUUAGUUACACUGUCUGAUUCCUCGUUACAAGAUUCAGUAAAGCCCUCUUGACAGCCAGAGCUCUUUUUAUUAGUACGAAAGAGGUAAUUUGUGUGUGUGUUUUUUCAAAUCAACCAACAUUUGGUAGUUUCGUUAAGGUCAUAUCUAGGUGCAUUUAGAAUGUGCCCAUUCUGCCUGAUCUUUAGAGGGUCUGGAAUGCAUUAUCUAUGCGCUUGAUGCGUCUGCAUCCAGGAAAUUGCUUAUGGUGGCUAGCCUCCACUGUUGUAAUAUAUAGGUCUCUGCAAGCUAUCAUCUAGUUGUCAAGUGUAUAUGGUUAAGAGUGAUUAUGACUUGUAAACAUGGAUUUUGGUCCUUUGUUUUGUAUUCCUCCAUCGCUAUUGGCUGUUAUUGUUGUUUGCUCGUUGUCUGGAGGAGGGUUUUUGAAGUUCUUGGCAAUAAGUACUAGUACGAAAUUAGCUACGCACAGUUUCAACGUGUGGCUGGAAUAUUUGAAUAGCAUCUCAAGGCAUUGUGUCGAUU
Molecule: messenger RNA, 2342 nt
Organism: Coffea arabica (coffee)
Lineage: Eukaryota; Viridiplantae; Streptophyta; Magnoliopsida; Gentianales; Rubiaceae
Product: homeobox protein knotted-1-like 2
Biological process (GO): regulation of DNA-templated transcription
Cellular component (GO): nucleus
Molecular function (GO): DNA-binding transcription factor activity, RNA polymerase II-specific; DNA binding
Source: RefSeq, a predicted model, not a curated record